UUUAAUAUUCGGUCAGAUUCAUUAUUCGAGAUAGAUUACUGACGAAUGUUCCGACGCAUUCGAAACCUUCGAGACCCAUUUUAUGGACCACGUUGAAGUGGAAGAUCGCAAGUCACGCCCUACUUCAGGACACCGAUAUCACGUCAUUUCCGAAUUUGCCAGCUACUGCACAAGCAACCAAACAGACCAAGGCGAACCAAGCCGACCACCACUCCGACUACUCUACCAAACCGUACUACACCAAAGACUACCAACCAUGUUCAGUACGUGGGAUCUCGUCCGACCGCGCUUCUGGUACCCCAUGUCGUCUCUGGAGCAAUCCAUGAUGGAGCUCGAGCACAUGAGCGACCUCAUGAGCCGCUCGCGCUUCCCGUUCGACAUGGGCAGCGAGAUGCUAGCGGCGCCCAGCAACGUUGACGACGACGAAUUCUUCCGGGAUCUGCCCGUGCUCGCGCGUGAGCGGAGACCGGCGACGCAGCACCGUGAGGUAGCUGCACAGCCGACAGGGAAGAAGACCGACGCGCACGACCCGACUUCGACCCGUGACAACGACCCGAACAAACAGACCGGGGUCAAGGGGGACACCAACGCUAACACGAAGACCUCGGUCAAGAAACACCCAAGCCAGAAGCAGCAGGCUGACAGCACCGAUAUUGACGCCGACGACCAGUACCGCCGCGCCUUCUCGUCCUACACGUUCAGCAACUCGUCCAUCGUGGACGACAAGGGCCGGCGCGUGACGAGCUCGCGGCGCCGCUACGAAGACUCGACGGGCCGUCUGAAAGCGGUGCACGAGCGCCAGGUCGAGGGCAAGAAGCUACGCACGACGUGGAACCGCAUGGGCCCCGACGACGACGGCCAGCACGAAACGCAGUGCUCGAGCGGCACGCCCGACGAGUUCGAGGCGCUGUGGCAGCAGACGCCGUUCGGAGAGGCGCAGAAGAAGACUAUCAAGGAGCAGCAGCGCCAGCAGCAGUUGGAGCAAGGACAGCAGACCAAGGCGCUGAACCAGCAACAGACAACCGACUCGAAGGCGGCAGCGGAGAAGGAAGCAACGCCCAUGGAGGAGUAAACUGUCGUUACGAUGCUCUACGUGUGUGGAGUCUAUAUUUUAUGGACUGAUCAUUUCACUGUGGUUGCCUUCUUGUUUACGAAGUAGUUUUCUUGAUUGUUAAUGCAUUUUCUUGACAAGUCUAGUUUAACAAAGCAUCACUUCGGUUUAAUCGGUGAUACAUCACAGAGAGGUAGUUUAAAGAUUCAUUACAUCAAAUUAUCGCAACUGCA
Molecule: messenger RNA, 1284 nt
Organism: Phytophthora nicotianae INRA-310
Lineage: Eukaryota; Oomycota; Peronosporomycetes; Peronosporales; Peronosporaceae
Exons: 1
Coding region: 83-1072 (329 amino acids)
Source: RefSeq, a predicted model, not a curated record